Psylliodes chrysocephalus is the source of this 736-nucleotide messenger RNA. NCBI's taxonomy places the organism in Eukaryota, Metazoa, Arthropoda, Insecta, Coleoptera, Chrysomelidae. The record is from the annotation of a GenBank genome assembly.
AUGGAGGUAGUAAACACAAAAACAUAUAAAAUAGUCAUGAAUGAUGACGAGCCGUUAAUUGAAAACGGCAUGGUCGUACUGCAAAACAUAACGACAAAUGAAUGCAUACUAGCGCCUAUGACCGAGGGUUUAAUAAACGAAUUUCAAAUACAGGUGUCUGAUACUAAGACAGAAAAUGAAGACAAAAUAUGGACUUGUGAAAACACCAUUUUCCUUAUAAGGAAAAUGGAAGAGAUUGAUAGAGAGUUUAACAAUGGAAUUAAACGAAAUGUAUGGUUAAAAGUGACUGCUGCAGUUGCAGAGAAAGUUCCUUUAAUAACACAGGCUCAAGUAAUAAAUAAAUGGAAAGCCCUUAAAAGAACGUACAAAAGCAUACUACUUAAUAAUAAUACAUCUGGACAAAGAAGGAGACAUUGGCAGUACUUUACAGUGAUGCAUAAUUUUUUGUUUAAUAAACCAGAUAUUGUACCGGUUGCUACAUGCAGCAGUAGAAUGGGAAUGGAAAUACCUGCUGGUGAAAAUGGUAUUAAUAAGGAAAAUCAGGAGCAACCAGGAACAUCAGGAUUAGAAACCAAUUAUUCAAGAAAAAGAAAACAAAAAGUUAACCAUUUGGAAACCCGGCAUAAAGAAAAAAUGCAGCGAAUGGAUAAAUUCAAUGAGUUAUUUGAAAAAAUGGUGGAGAAGAUGUAAUAGAUAUUCUUUGUUUUAGAAACAGUAUUAUUUUGUUAUUUAUGAG